CGCGCGCCAGAAGUGCCUCCGCUCGGCCGCCGUAGCGCGCGCGAAAGCAGGGAGCGCGGCCUCGCGUUGCCAUGGCGGCGGUCGAGGGGCGCGGAGGGGAAGGGGUGCUGUGGGGCUCUCGCGGCCCGGGGCGCCCCGCCAUGGAGGACGAGCUUUACCUGGAGAACAUCGACGAGUUCGUCACGGACCAGAACCGAGUCGUAACCUACAAAUGGCUGAGCUUUACUUUAGGAGUCCAUGUGAAUCAAGCAAAGCAGAUGUUAUAUGACUAUGUAGAAAGGAAACGGAAGGAGAAUUCAGGAGCCCAGUUGCACGUCACCUAUUUACUGGCAGGGAACCUUGUUCAGAACGGGCACACUUACCAUAAGGUUACAGUAGUGAGAGAAGAUAAGUUAGAAGCCAUGAAAUCAAAGCUGUCCACGGUCAUCAGUGUGCAUGUCUACAGCAUCCAGAAGGCCCUGCUGAAGGACAGCAGCCCCCUCUUCAACACCGACUACGAUAUCCUCAGGGCAAACCUCGAGAACUGCAGCAAGUUUAGUGCCAUUUGCUGUGCUGCUGCAGUCACCAGGCCUGUUUCUGAAAGCUCUCAGGCUGAGAGUCCUGCCCAGGCCCCCCCCCGGCCCCCCCCGGCCUCAAACACGCUCGAUGCUCCCAUGGUCAAUGGCCACGCUCCAGGCACGUCUUCGAAGCCGCCCUCCCAGCAGAUGAAGGGCAUUAUGGGAAUGUUUGCACCCAGAGCAACCACCAAGCCCAAGAACGGCCAUAAGGAAGCUAAACUGGAGGCUAAAGAGACACCCAGUGCUUCUGUGACAAACAGCAAACCCCUAGCGAAAGGAAAUAUGCUGAACAACUUCUUUGGAAGAGCUGCUAUGAGUAAAGAUGGCACAGUCAAUGCGGACCCUGAGCAGCAGAAGGAAGAGAGACCAGUUGCCAAGUCACCAGUUUCUUCCACGGACCCAAAGUCUCCGCUUAGUGCUCCUGGUUAUGAGAAGGCCAGCAAGGAGGCUGAGCCAGCCAGAGGGCAGCAGAAGGACAAGAAAAGAGCAAAGAGGACAGAGACGUCAGACGAUGAGGAGGAAGGAGCCGGGCGCUUGAAGAAGAAGAAGAGGAAAAGGCGUCGAAUCAGACAGCCUCAGACGGACAGCAGCAGUGAGGAUGAGGAUGCUCCCUCGUCACCUGCAACUUCUGAAGACUUUUCUCCUGAGCCAGCUCUGAAGCCACCGCCGCCACCACCGCCAGCACCUGCACCAGUGGAGUCUUCCAUGGGAGAGAAGAAACGCAAGCGGAAGCGUGUGUUGAAGUCCAAAACAUUUGUAGACGAAGAAGGCUGUAUAGUGACUGAGAAGGCCUACGAGAGCGAGUCCUGCUCGGGGAGCGAGGAGGAAUUCCGGACCAGGCCCGCUGCCGCUCACAAGUCUCCUCCCGGGGCUGCGAAGAAGGAGCCCAAAGAGGAGAAGAGAGGCACCAAGAAAGGAGGGCUUGCCCCUGGCAAGUCCAACAAGCAGGCCUCCAUCGUGGGCUUCUUCCAGAAGAAGUGAGCUCCCGUCCCUCGACAGUUGCAGAAGCCCCUGCUGAGCAGACCCCCACCUUGGAGGCACAGCGCUUGCUAUGUAAGUGAGCUCUCUGGAUCCGGAACGUGGGACUCGGGCACCACCUUGGAAAGCUUUUGACCCUGGAAUUAGAUGGACACCCGGUGCUGGAGACGUGCGCGGAGGAGCCACCUGGCGGCCUUUUGAACAGAAGACAGGCGCCCUCCCUUGAUUUUUUCAGGCAAACCGUUUGAGCUGCCUUGCCUCGGGCACAGCAGCUGCUCCUGUUGGCUCACAUCGCUCACUGUCAUUGAACUGCCGCCUGUCCUUCCCAGCGGUGGGUUUGGCAUCCCUUCCUGGAAGCGGGAAGAAGAGCCCCUGCUGGGAAGAGGUGCCACAGGUUGCCCUCACUGACAAAGAAGAGGUCCGUCCUGUGCCCGAGAAGACCCAUGUGGGACUUGACAGCCCCACAGGACUUGCAGCUGGAAGCACGCGGCCUCUCUUAAAGGGACCCCACCGCCUAGCCCAGUAUGGCCUGUCCCCUGGGAAUAAUUGGCAAGGCUGCUGUAGUGGAGGUGGGGGAGGGACACCUCCUUCUUCUAGAAGGCCCUGUAUUUGCUUCCGGUUCCUUCAGUGGGUCUGACUCAGCGUUUCUCUCCCACCAAAUCUUGCAACCAGUAUUGGAUCCAGAAAAAACUUGAUCAAGCCUCCAAAAAAUGUUGACUUUGGGGAUUAGCAGAGACUUGCUCUUUUGCAGUCUGUACAUGGAUUGGUGGUAGUGAAUUCCCCGGAAUGAGAAACCCUUCAGGAUUGGCCAGGAACACUUUUGUGGUUGAAGGCCCUGCUCAGUCCUCUACACUAGAGCUGAAAUGCCUGCAGGGGUUUCCCAGUGUGCUUACAGCGGUAUAGGGGGCCUGGUUCCCCACCCCCAAAGAGCGUUGCUUUGGUUUGGACCCUCUUUGAGGGGAGCAUUAUAGCAGCCCCUCUGUAAGCUGGGAUAAUGGGGUGCCUGGUUAAUUGGUGGCCUUUCCUUAUUACUGGGGUGGGGUCUGCUUAUAAAGGACACAGUUGGUAUUGAAGGAACAGAAGGCAGGCGCUUCUGGUUUGGAAGAUUCAGCUCCAAAGAAAUUAAAUGUAAGGGUCUACAGAGGCCUCAACCAUAAGUACGUCGGUCUGUCCUACUCUGGACAUUCUCAGCUGUUGGUGACAAGAACCACAACUGCCUCUCGGAUCAUCAUCUCACCUCCCUCUGGUGCAUCUCCAGAUCUCCACUUACCCAGGACAAGUUUUCCUAGGAGGGGGUAGCGUUCCUUUCACGGUUUUCCGCUGGAUUACAAGGCUGAUCUCAGAUGACGGGAAGAGAAAAGGAACAGGAAUCCAGAUCAGCUGUUCCCACACUACUCCACACAAGUAUUGUACAGACACACACACGGACACAGUUCGGUUCUGGCAGCAGUUGCAAUAUUUUUGCAGCCAUCCAGGCUACGUGUUUGGGCUGCAGAAAUCCAGAAGAUCCCUGGAUCAAGACGCCCAUUAUUAAGUCUUCUCUCCCAUCUUGUGGUUAUCUGGAUUUCUGCAGCCAAAUAUGGUAGCUCUAGUUCACCCCACCCCCCACCCCAAAGAUGGUUUACCGGAAGGUAUUGUCCAAAUAAACUUCCUCUGAACAUCCCUGAUGACUACUUAGAGUUAACUGGCCUUUUUGUGUGCUAGAAGGCUUGAGGGGAAGCAGCCUUCCUUUCCCACUAAAACAUGUUUUCGUACAGCAGCUUAGUCCUGAGAAAGUUUGACCCCAGCCUUGCUUCUGACAAGCAAUUUUAAUCCACUGCUUAAAAAUCAAAUCCAUCCCAAACUGUUCAGAAGCAAGAAAUGGCUGUUGCCUUAGGGCAGUGUUUCUCAACCUCGGGCACUUUAAGAUGUGUGGACUUCAAUGCCCAGAAUCCCCCAGCCAGCAAAUGGUUGAAGUCCACACAUCUUAAAGUGCCCGAGGUUGAGAAACACUGCCCUCGGAUGACCGCUGGCUUCAGUUUAAUAGCGGCUCAUGUUAUAAUGAAUGCACCUAGGCGAUAACAAUACAGGGCUUUGGAGCGGGGGGUCAACUUCAUAGCAGGAACCAGUCUGUAAUGUUACGCCAUUUUAUUCUUUCUGGAGUGGGAGGUGCUGUCAUUUUGUAUACCAAACACCAGGGUAGGAACUGAGAGUAGCUUUGUUGGGAUAAUUGGGGCGGGGGGGGGGGUUGGAUAGGGAGUAAGGGGGCCUCUCUUGGAAGAGGUUAAGAAAACUUGCCUUGCGUCUUCCUGAGUUGGUCAUCUUUUUAUUUCUUUUCUCCAGAAAGCAACACUUACAUUUUCCCCAAUUCUUUUUCAAGGAAUUUAUACUGGAAAAGCAAAGUGAAAUAAAGACAUGGUCUUCUGAUGCCA
Molecule: messenger RNA, 3946 nt
Organism: Candoia aspera
Lineage: Eukaryota; Metazoa; Chordata; Lepidosauria; Squamata; Candoiidae
Gene: POLD3
Product: DNA polymerase delta 3, accessory subunit
Exons: 12
Coding region: 72-1538 (488 amino acids)
Biological process (GO): DNA replication; DNA synthesis involved in UV-damage excision repair; DNA strand elongation involved in DNA replication
Cellular component (GO): delta DNA polymerase complex; nucleus
Molecular function (GO): DNA-directed DNA polymerase activity
Source: RefSeq, a predicted model, not a curated record